CUUGCGAAUCACGGCACAGAGAAACGGCAGAAGCGACCCCCCCGUGAUUCAAUCUCUGCGCGCAAUUCUCUCCCAUGGCUUUUCCGGUGCCAGGCGAGGUUGGGUUGCAACUGCUCCUCUCCCCUCUUGGUUCUAAAAUUGUUCUUCGCACUGCAUGCUGUUCUGUGGGGCUUGCGCUUCCUGUUUACUCUACAUUUAAAGCUAUUGAGAACAAAGAUCAAAAUGAGCAACAAAGGUGGCUGACUUACUGGGCAGCUUAUGGAUCUUUUAGCAUAGCAGAAAUAUUUGCAGAAAAAGUACUUUCCUGGAUCCCACUUUAUUACCAUAUGAAAUUUGCAUUUCUUGUUUGGCUUCAGCUUCCCACUCUCAAUGGAGCGAGACAACUGUAUGAGAGUCACAUGCGUCCAUUUUUGCUGAAGCAUCAAGCUAGAAUGGAUCAGGUUAUGGAAUUUUUAUAUGGUGAAAUGAGUAAAUUUAUUAGUGCACACCAAGCUGAAUUUCUGCUCGCAAGGUCACUUGUAACAAAAGCUGUAGUUACAGCUAGUGAAAUGAUUAGGCCUCCCGUUCGGCCAGUUGGAAGGCAAGAAAAUCGAAGCCUGAAGAGGGAGAUUGAGAAUUCAGAAUCAGAAGACGAUUAAGGCAUUUCUCUAUAGACAGCUUACGUGAGAAAAUCAAAGUGUAAGAUUGCUUGUGGGGUUGAGUUUUCAGUCUCUUUUUUCUGAUUUUUCUUUUUGUGAUUCUCGAGCUUCUGCUCCGCUGCAGUAUAUAAGAAGACGGACAUGAUGAAAUAUUUAGUGAUGUACAUAGUAAUCGGAACAAGUGUUCGAUGUUAGGUGUUAUCAUUAUUUGUUUUGUUGCGUCAA
Molecule: messenger RNA, 863 nt
Organism: Neltuma alba
Lineage: Eukaryota; Viridiplantae; Streptophyta; Magnoliopsida; Fabales; Fabaceae
Product: HVA22-like protein k
Exons: 8
Coding region: 75-638 (187 amino acids)
Source: RefSeq, a predicted model, not a curated record